Mercenaria mercenaria is the source of this 1314-nucleotide messenger RNA. RefSeq lists its product as uncharacterized. Lineage: Eukaryota; Metazoa; Mollusca; Bivalvia; Venerida; Veneridae. Gene Ontology annotation, biological process: double-strand break repair via homologous recombination; telomere maintenance. Gene Ontology annotation, cellular component: nucleus; cytoplasm; nucleoplasm. The record is from RefSeq and is a predicted model, not a curated record. Gene Ontology annotation, molecular function: nucleic acid binding; 3'-5' DNA helicase activity; four-way junction helicase activity.
AUGAUAUGUGCGAAAUUUAACAUCGACGAAUUGAAAGAAUUUCAGAAAGACACGGUUUCAAAUUUAGUGAAAGGAAGAGAUGUGUUUUUGUCCGUAAAGACCGGAUGUGGGAAAAGUCUUUGUUAUCAGACAUUUGGUGUCAUAUGGCGUCAGCUUCAUGAUGAAAACUGUCAAGUGCUUGUGGUAACGCCACUUAUUUCGAUUAUGAAAGAACAGUGUCAAUAUCUCAGUUCGCUUGGAUUUACAGCCACAUAUAUUGGAAAGGAUGAAGAUGUUAGAUGUUUGGAAGAGAGGUUCGACUUCUUGUUUUCCUCUCCAGAAAACAUAUUAGGUGUCUCAGCUUAUAGAGAUAUGUUAAGCAGAAAUGAGAGCAUCAAGUUGUUGGUUGUGGAUGAGGCCCACACUGUUUUACACUGGGGAAAAUCUGAUGCAGGUGAAGCUCCUGCUUGGUAUGGUAAGCUUGGUGAAGCUCGUUCUUUGAUCAGCUGUCCUCUACUUCUGAUUACUGCUACUGCAAAUAGAUCAGCAAGGAAAAAAAUGCAGAAGAAGUUUGCAAUGAAUGACUGCUUUGAAAUCAUUGAUAAUCCCAAUCGAGAAAACAUUAAACUUUUUGUGUAUAAAAACAAAAGUACAUUACCUCUCAGUGAGGUGUUUCAGUUCCUUUUAAGAAUGGUGAAAGACAAAGGAGAACAAUGUGAAAGACACAUUAUAUUUUGCUCAUCGAUCAGACUUUCCAGUCAAGUAUUUACAAUGUUUAGGCUUGAACUUGGAGUAGACAUAAAAUAUAUUCAAAUGUUUCACUCAGAGACAACAGAUGACGUUAAAGGAGAAGUGAGAAAAGAUAUGAACAUCAGUAAUGGCACGAUAAGGAUACUAGUUGCAACAAGUGCAGCUGGGAUGGGUGUAAAUUUUGCAGCUGUGAAAAGUAUUAUAAACUUUGGACCGCCGAAAGAUAUGGACAGUUUUGUGCAGCAGUGUGGUCGAUGUGGAAGGGACGGAUCACAAUCAAAUGCACUGUUAUUAUUCAAUGCAAAGCAAUGCAAAAAUGUUGACCAAGACAUGCGUGACUAUAUUUCCAAUGAAACUACUUGUCGAAGACAAGUUAUAUUAAAUGCCUACAAUGCUAAACCAUCAUUGCAUUUAAGUAAACAUUUGUGUUGUCAUAUUUGUACCAAGGACUGUGUAUGCCAGAGUGAGCAGUGUUCUAACUUUGACCAUCCAAUUUAUAAUACUUGUCUGCUCAAUGAAUCUUCUUCAUCUGAUACUGACUUAAACAGUUACUGUGACUUUGAUGUUUCUGAUUUUGAUGAUUGA